AUGGCUACUCAGCAUACGGCCGUGGUGCCCGGCACCGUCCACCUCGUCGAUGUUUCCGGCGCGGCGCCUGCCGGCGCAAAGAUGCGGGACGGAAUCCAGCUUGUUCCCCGUCCUAGCGAUGAUCCCGAGGACCCUCUCAACUGGAGCAGAGGCCGAAAGAUGUUGGCUCUCGCCAUGGUUGUGGUCUACACCUUCGGCACUGGACUUCCUAUGACCCUCCAAUACUCGAUUCUCGCCGACAUCACCGCGGAUACCGGCAUCUCCACUGCAACACUUGUCGAGGGUACCGGUUACGCUUUCUUGCUGCUUGGUUUCGGCUGCUUGUUCUGGCAGCCCAUUGCCUUGACAUAUGGCCGCCGCGGUGUUUAUCUCGUUUCGACCCUUGCUACCGUGCCCUUGAUGGUUUGGACAGCCUAUUCCAAGUCGGGCGGCGAAUGGUUCGCUCAUCGUAUCAUCCUUGGGUUCUUCUGUGCACCUAUCGAGGCCUUACCCGAGGUCAGCAUUCCCGACGUCUUUUUUGCCCAUGAGCGCGGUGCCAUGAUGGGCGUGUACGUCUUUUCGCUCUUCGGCUCCAACUUCCUGGCUCCCUUGAUUGGCGGCUGGUUCAACGAGGCGUAUGGAUGGAAGUGGACCAUGUACUUUGGUGCCAUCUUCGCUGCCGUGGCCUUCAUCAUCAUGUUUUUCUUCAUGGAGGAGACCAUGUAUUUCCGCCAGGGUUUGGAGGGUCUGGAGGAUGAGCAGGAUGAGAUUGCUGCUGCUGCUACCACCACCGAUGCCGGAGAGAAGGGAGAGAAGAGCAGCAGCUCGAGCCAGACCGUCAGCGAAGCUCCUGCUGCCAUCUACGUCAAGCCCACCCUCGCCCAGAAACUCGCGUGGUUCCGCAAGAUGGACGGCCGACCAACCUACCAACACAUGCUCAAGACCAUGUAUAUGCCCUUCAUUUACCUUUACCAAUUCCCCAUCGUCCUCUGGGCCGGUUUCAUCUACGGCAUCAACCUCUGCUGGUACCAAGUCCUUAACGGAACUGCCAGCCCUGUUCUCGCCAACGCUCCCUACAACUGGUCUUCCGGUCUUGUCGGCACCAUCUACACCGGUCCCAUCGUCGGCGCGGCCAUUGGCUGCUACUGGGCUGGUUCCAUUGCCGAUAAGUUCACCUUGUGGCUUGCCCGCCGGAACAACGGCGUCCGUGAGCCCGAGCACCGUCUCUGGCCCCUUCUUGUGACGGCUGUCUUGGGAGCCAUCGGCCUUAUCAUGUGGGGUGUUGGUGCCCAGCAUCACGCUCACUGGGCAAUUUUGGCCGUCGGUCUCGGUAUUCUGACUGCCAGUGUCGUAGCUGGUGGCUCGGUUGCUCUCUCAUACAACAUUGACUGCUACAAGGAUAUCUCGGGCGACACCACCACCGCUGUUAUCCUGGUCCGCAACCUGAUGGGUUUCGCCAUUGCCUAUGGAAUCACGCCCUGGUAUACCAACAUGGGUCUCCAAAACUGCUUCAUCAUGGCUGGCUUCCUUGCCUUGGGCUGCACUCUCACCUUUUUGUUCAUGACAUGGAAGGGCAAGGAUCUCCGUAGAGCUUCUGCCGAGCGGUAUUGGAAGUAUGCCGCCGAGAGCUCUUCUGCCCAUUAA
Messenger RNA from Podospora pseudocomata, 1623 nucleotides. RefSeq lists its product as uncharacterized. The transcript has a single exon. Gene Ontology annotation, molecular function: transmembrane transporter activity. Gene Ontology annotation, cellular component: plasma membrane. The record is from RefSeq and is a predicted model, not a curated record. NCBI's taxonomy places the organism in Eukaryota, Fungi, Ascomycota, Sordariomycetes, Sordariales, Podosporaceae. Gene Ontology annotation, biological process: transmembrane transport. The coding region runs from base 1 to 1623 and encodes 540 amino acids.